This is a messenger RNA of Phycomyces blakesleeanus NRRL 1555(-), 587 nucleotides long. RefSeq lists its product as hypothetical. The coding region runs from base 25 to 348 and encodes 107 amino acids. NCBI's taxonomy places the organism in Eukaryota, Fungi, Mucoromycota, Mucoromycetes, Mucorales, Phycomycetaceae. The record is from RefSeq and is a predicted model, not a curated record. The transcript is spliced from 2 exons.
AAUAAAUAAACCUAUAUACUCAUCAUGAACUAUCAAGAACAAGCCUACAGAGAAAUCACCUCCGUUGAUGUCCCAGAAGAAAAGCACAAGGCCGAGUGGACACACCAGAUCAUCGCCGGUGCAGCUGCCUUUGAAGCCAUGCGCCUUUAUAACAAGAAGCAGGCCGAGGAAGGUCCAAUCGAUGACCACCAUUUGGCCAAAGAAAUCAUCGCUGGUCUUGCUGGUGCCUCGGUGGACCAUUUCGCUGAGACUAAGGGUAUUGACUGGGUUGACCGUCAAAAGGCUAAACAUGCUGCCAAGGAAGAUGCUGAAAAGCUUUACACUCAACAGACCGGUUACGAGUUCUAAAUGAUAUGCUGCGCAUUUUAUUCCCGCACAAAUCCCAAAUAAUAUUUUCCUCCUUCCCUUUACCCUUCUUUUUAAUCAGAUUUUUAUAAUUAAGCAUAUAUAGAACUUAUAGCGCAAAAAAAAGCAACGGGGGAGGAUCAUGUAUAUAAGGCUUAAAGCAUCAAAUAUACCUUUUGUACACAUUUUCCUGGAACUUAUAAUAAUAAUAAAAAGAGAAACAACCUUGUUUUUUUUGUAUU